This is a messenger RNA of Morus notabilis, 639 nucleotides long. Its product is annotated as oleosin 1. The transcript has a single exon. Lineage: Eukaryota; Viridiplantae; Streptophyta; Magnoliopsida; Rosales; Moraceae. Bases 36 to 506 code for a protein of 156 amino acids. Gene Ontology annotation, biological process: lipid storage. The record is from RefSeq and is a predicted model, not a curated record. Gene Ontology annotation, cellular component: membrane; monolayer-surrounded lipid storage body.
CUCAAUCAUCUCUCAUCUCUCUCAAACACACAGCCAUGGCCGACCGCCAAAACAACAGGCAACCCCAAAGCCGACCGGCCGGCUCAUUUCUCCGCAGGCUCCAAGAACAUGCACCCAACUCCACCCAGCUCAUGGGCUUCCUAACCCUAAUCGUCUCCGGCGCAAUUCUCCUUCUCCUCCCCGGCGCCACCGUCACUGCCACCGUCCUCGGUUUCAUAUUCUUAACCCCCCUCAUCGUCGUCUCCAGCCCGAUAUGGGUCCCGGCCGCCUUCGUGCUCUUCUUCGUGGCGGCCGGUUUCUUGUUGUUCUGCGGGUUCGGUGUCGCGGUCGUCGGUGGGCUUGCGUGGAUUUACCGGUACUUCCGGGGGUUGCACCCGCCCGGUUCGGACCGAUUCGACUAUGCUCGGAACCAAAUUUACGACACGGCCAGCCAUGUCAAGGAUUAUGCUAGGGAGUAUGGCGGGUAUUUGCAGAGUAAGGUGAAGGACGCGGCUCCGGGGGCUUGAACCCGGUUUUUCAGUACCGGGGCCGACCGGACGGGUUGGUUUUGUCAUCAGUGAUUUUGUCCCGCCGGUUUUUCUUUUUUUUUUUUUCAUUUAGUAUUUUGUUUUAGUCUGUCUUUAAUUUGAUCACUAUCCA